This is a messenger RNA of Dimorphilus gyrociliatus, 577 nucleotides long. The record is from the annotation of a GenBank genome assembly. NCBI's taxonomy places the organism in Eukaryota, Metazoa, Annelida, Polychaeta, Dinophilidae.
GAUGGAUUUGUACUUGAUGCAAAAAAUAAUAUCGCAUCCGUACGAAUCAGACUCGGAAGUUCUUGUUCGUCGAGUAGACGAGAAUAACAUCCGACACACUUUACAAGAUAUGGAUAAGAAGGGAAAAAGACAUUUUAUUGCUCAUUUAAGUAAAGAUAUGACUUUCAAAUUAUUACAAGAGGCUUUAAAAGUUGGGAUGAUAGAUCCAGAUCAUCAUUUCGUGUUAGCUAAUUUGGAUCUGUAUACUAUUGAUUUGGAAAACUUCCGAUAUAAUUACGUUAAUUUAACUGGUUUUAGUCUGAUUGAUUAUGAUGCUAGUUAUUUGGAAGAGGUCAGGAGAGAUGUUAAAAAGUAUGAAGAUAAGAAUAAUAUUAACAUAAUGAAAGAAGGAACCAUCGAGACGCAAACUGCUCUCGUUUAUGAUGCUUUUCAAGUGUUGGCCAAAGCCUUAUCGAAUGCGGACAUCGGUACAAUCAUGAAUUUAAGUAGUUUAUCAUGCGACAAAAACGAUGCUUGGGAAUAUGGAGGCAGUCUCUACAACUACUUGAAUUCGGCCAAUGUUCGUGAUCACUACUAG